Molecule: messenger RNA, 1283 nt
Organism: Myxocyprinus asiaticus (Chinese sucker)
Lineage: Eukaryota; Metazoa; Chordata; Actinopteri; Cypriniformes; Catostomidae
Product: CMRF35-like molecule 5
Exons: 6
Coding region: 120-1079 (319 amino acids)
Source: RefSeq, a predicted model, not a curated record
GAUACAAAGCUCUUGUCUCGUCAUUUUACCUGUCAGUAUUAGAGCCCUCAAAGCUGCUAAGAGCAACUAUAGAUAUAUACACUGGUAUUGCUGGAAUAUAACUGGUUUACACAUCAAAAAUGAAGUUCUUCUGUGUUGUCUGGAUCUGGAUUUGUCUGUCAGGAUUUGGAAUUUCAGCAACUGAUGGGAUUAAUCUACAUGGAUAUACAGAUGCAUCGGUCACAAUUUCUUGCUCUCACAGAUGGGCUGAGAGCAACCUAAAGUAUUUCUGCAGGGAUCCAUGUAAUGACAGAAAUAUUCUAGUUAAAUCUGGUCAGUCACCAAAAGGGAGAUUCAGACUGAAGGAUUUUGGAAAUGGCACCUUCACUGUGACCAUCAGUGAACUACAGCUGUCAGACUCUGGCGUUUACUGGUGUGGAGUGGAAAGAUCUGGUAAAGACACAUAUAAUGAGGUCAAUCUGAAGAUACAUAAAGCAACCACACCCACAAAAAGGUGGACACCUAAACCAGUGGCCAGGUCUAAAUCUCAAGCCUCCACACCAGCAAGUUCAUUCUCAAAAUUCACUCCAGAACUUGAUGAUAUCACAAUCUCACCUUCAUUAACAGGUCCUCUGGUGUUCACAGCUGUGGGUCUGACUGUGACUCUGAUCAUAUUCGGAGUGGUUCUCUGUGUAUGGAAUUGGCAAAAGAAAAAGUCACAUAGUUCCAGUGGCCCAGCUCACGCUGAUGCUGAACUCAAGAGAAAAGACACCACAUGUACCACAGAGGCUGCUGGUGAUUAUGAGGAGAUCAGAGACACUCAACAGCAGACUAAACCACACACACUGGCCACCAUAUACUCCACUGUUUAUACAAGUCCUGGAGGCAAUCAGAUCCAAGAUCCUCCAUUAUGCUCCACCCUCUCCGAUCAACCAGAGUCGUACACCAACCAAACUCCAAACUCCAGUACUAAUGCAGCACCUUCAGUUACAUAUGCAUCAAUUAAGAUACAUACUGAAGGCUGUGGACCAAAUACACGUAUUAGAUCAGAAGAUACAGUGACAUAUGACACUGUGUAUUUUCCUAAAGACACAUUCUGACUCCAUUUAUACCUGGUAUUAAGAUGCGUUUCAGGUGUAAACAGGGUCAAACCGUUUUGUGACCAGGUGUAAACAGCAAUAUGUCUCGACUGAGCACCUGACAGAUAUUAAUAAUAGGUGCAAACAGGCCCUUUAACAUGAUUAAAUUGUUGUGUUGCACUGUAUGAGUAUGUUUUGUGGAAGUAAUAAACAUAUCAUGUCUGA